This is a messenger RNA of Tuber melanosporum (Perigord truffle), 1404 nucleotides long. RefSeq lists its product as uncharacterized. Gene Ontology annotation, molecular function: acyltransferase activity. The transcript is spliced from 2 exons. Bases 266 to 1288 code for a protein of 340 amino acids. The record is from RefSeq and is a predicted model, not a curated record. Lineage: Eukaryota; Fungi; Ascomycota; Pezizomycetes; Pezizales; Tuberaceae.
GAACAGAACACGACACACAUUUCCUCAUCCUUACUUUGACAGCUGAGUGGUUGGCUGUUCAAAAAAAAAAAAAAAAAAAGGAAGAAGAGGAGGAGGGAGAGAGAGGCACUUUACACAAUUACCAUCUUUAAACCUAUUGCACCUACCUACCUACCGGUACCUAUCUAUCUAUGAUACCUGCAAUACCAUACAGCACCUAAAAACACAACCAUCAUCAAAUUCAGCCGACAGACAAACGGACAAUCCAUCCAUCCAACUGUUCACGAUGGAGAAAUUCUCCCAAUUCCGUGACCGAGGCACCCAAAUAGCCCCCUUCCUCCCCAUAACCCCCCCCCGGAGCACUCUCCAAACCUUAGUGGGCCUGCUCCUCUUCGCCCUCCGUCUACCAAUAUUCCUCUCACUCCUACUCAGCUACCUCCUGGUCCUGCAACAUUUACCCAUUGGCGCUCUCUUACGGAAGUCAAUCCUCUGGUGCAUCCUCCUAACCUCAGGCAUCUGGUGGAUAGACCUACAGGUGGAGGGCGUAAGGAAGGGUUCCCUCUCCCGUCAACCGAAAUCAAAACUGCCCACACCCGGUUCCAUCCUGAUAUGCACGAGUACGAGUCCUCUUGACGCACUCUACCUAUCCGCCAUUUUCGAUCCCGUGUUUACAGUUUCCGCAGCGGGGAGUAGGCGUGUGCACGUGGUUGGCUUGCUGGGGGCUAUCAUGGCCGCUUUCGCCCCGCCGAGACUUACCAGCUCAUCGCCAGCGGCGGUGGCGGCGCCACCGCUCACCCUAGCGGAACUCUGUAAAAGGUACGGCGACACCAGAAUCAUUGCAGUCUUUCCCGAGGCUACGACAACGAAUGGUCGCGGGGUGUUACGCUUCGCACCGUGUUUGGAUACACUGCACGGGGAUAUGGAGAUCUUUCCUGUUAGUCUUAGGUACUCCCCCGCGGACGUGACCACGCCUGUGCCCGGGACCUACGGGUAUACGCUGUUUGCCCUGUUGGCUAGGCCAACGCAUUGCAUUCGUGUGAGGAUUGGGGAGGUGUUGAGGAAUGACGACGGAGGGGAGAAGGAGAAGGAGGAGUUGGGUGGGGAUAGCAGUGAUACGGUUACCGAUGGGCUUGGUGGUGGUGGUGGUGAGAAGGGGGGUUUGGAUAAGCAGAGCAAACUCAGCGAGCGUGGCGCCGAAGCCCUUGCCAGGAUCGCGAGAAGUAAGAGACUGAACCUUGGUGUCAAGGAGAAAAUCGCCUUCGUAGAGGCUUGGGGCAGGAAUAAGCGGGGGAGUAGUAGCAGGUACUAAUGCUAAAGGGUUGUCAUUUUACUAUCAAUAUGCAUGUGGAAAAAGUGCUAUGUGGUGGGUUUUUGAUAUCGAUGUUUCUCCUUAUUGACAUAAUCAUAGCCAUAUCUCAGUUUGAA